AGUGCGCUCGCAGUCUGUCGCGAAGCCAGAGGGUUUGCUUGAACGUUCCAAAAAGUGGAUGUUUAGGAGACUUCUACAGAACGGCGUGGAGUCAACGUCCUAUCGCUUCGCUGCACAUAUGGAAGGAGAUGAAUAACUGUAUAUUAAGAUGUAAACCGUAUUAUAAUAAGAUACCAUCUGACUGCUGUGUCCGUGGGAAUUACUUCGUAAUUGGGGGAUCAUCAUAUUCAUUCGGGUUUAUUUUGCUCAGGAAUUCCUGAUCUGUUCUUGCUCUUGACAUUAUAUCCACGGCAGAUAGUUUUUUUAACCAUGUCUUUUAUAAUUAAUUUGGCAAUCUGCUAAACUUUGGGGAGAGCGUACAAUAUUCUGUCAGUCGAUCACUUUGGAUACUGCGAGUUAUGUUGCCAAGAUGUUACAAGAGACCAAUGUUUCGUCCUUUUUUCUGGAAACAAUCUUAACGCUCUUAUUGCAAACAAAUGUAAAAGUACAAUGAUACAUUUAUACUGAAACCAAGGGAUUAUACACAGAAGGACGGAGGAGAAUGGCUUCGAAGGAGAGGUUGAAUGAGCUGUGGAUUUUAUAUUACACUAAGAAAGAUGAGGGCUGCCUGCAGCAGUGGCUGGAAGCGUUUGUGGCUUCCUUUGAGAAGCUUGUUGAUGUGCAGUCACUGGAUCCUCGCAGGCUGGAGGACUAUAUUGCGGAGGUUCCUCUCGUACCCAGGGACGUACUGGUGUUCUUCAGUGACCAGCUAUCGCACAGUGCCAUUCACCUCUCUGGGGCCGACAGUAACAACAGCACCCUCACCCUGCACCCCCUGCUGCUUAUCAAGUUCUUCAUUAUCGUCUGCAGGAAUAUGGAAAACCUUGACCCAGAGAAGACACCAGGCUAUGUCUUCGAGACCAUUAAACUGUUAAACUUCUGCUUGACUCAGCUGAAGAAGCAGCCUGCGGAUCAGUCGUCCCUCCAGACAGUGAUCCAGACAGUGAUUCAGUAUGGCCUAAUGCUGUUGGAGAGUCUCUUUGACCCUUAUAAUACAUGGAGGAGACGCCUGGCAGGGGAGGAGGUGAGCAUGGCGGAGAGGAGCAAGUAUAAGUUCUCCCCUCUUCCUUUACCAGAGGAGCUGCCUGCUCUAUUCCAUGACAGCCUGCAGGACAGCCGGCAGAUCCCAGAGGUCCUCACUCUCCGAUUGGUCCAUCUCCAAGGGGCGGUCAUAAGUGGCAGCAAGAAGAAUGGCCUGCUCUCCAUCACCCUGCAGUCUGUGGAGGACCUUCUUUCUGUACUCCGAGCCUGGUGCCUCCGGACCUCCUCUAACCCCAAGGACCCCACGCUGCUACGGCUGACCCUGCAGUGCCUGACUGCAAUGGUGCAUAUCCUCCACUCCAGUAGUCCUGCAGAGCGCCGGCUGGAGAUCAGGACCGUGUUGGAUGGCUACUUCCAGGUCCUGAACUGGAACCGGCCUCCAGGGUUAGGGAACGAGCAGGGGGACGGGCAGAGCUGGGAGGAACACCUCAUCACUCUCCAGAGUCACAUGCUGACUUCGGUGCCUGAGAUCCUGCAGUGUUCAGACAGGCCGGUGCUGCAGGCCAUCUUCCUCAACAACAACUGCUUCGAACACAUCCUCCGACUCAUCCAGAACAGCAAGCUCUAUCACAGUAAGAGGUGUAGGUCGGAGCGUGAUGGGGUGUGUGACCUCAACACACGUUUGCUCACGGACACAGAGGUGGAAGUGGACCAGGUUUUGGAGAAAGGUUCCGACUGCAUCACAGUCCAUGCCCUCGGAGUCCUCACAUCCAUCAUGAGUAACUCCCCUUCUGCCAAGGAAGUUUUCAAGGAGAGGAUUGGCUACUCCCAGCUGUUUGACGUGCUGAAGAGUCAGGGUCAGCCCACUAAACGCCUGCUGCAGGAACUCAUGAACAUGGCGGUGGAAGGGGAACACGCCCAUGCCCAUCACCUGGGUAUCAGUAACGACCAGCCCCUCCUCCUCCUCCUACAGUGGCUGCCUGACCUGGCCCCCCAGAGGGACCUUCAGCUCCUGGUAGCCCAGUGGCUGGCUGCGGUCUGCGGGGGCUCCCUGUCCUGCCGUACGGUGGCUGUGGAGGCCGGCCUGGUGGGGGCUGUGCUCCAUGUCCUCUCCCAGCCACAGAGACUGGACCGCCAGUGUGCCGACGGCCUCCUGGGGAUGCUACAGGACAUGGGGUCUCUCUGUCUGAGGCCUGCUGAGCUGAAGUCUCUGUUGAGGCUUCUCCGACCCCUCGACCAGGGGCAGGACGUGUUGGCAGGGAAGCGGACGGGGACACACCCUUACUGCGCCCGCAUCAUCCGGGUGUUGGCGGCAAUGGCGGCCAGGGAGGGGAAGAACAGCGCCCUGCAGUAUUUUGACCUGACCCAUCCCCUGGCAGGGAUCAUGGUGCCCACGGUCCAGCGCUGGCCAGGCAGUGGGUUUUCCUUCCACGCCUGGCUCUGUCUCAACAUGGACUUCCCACAAUACCUCUCAGAGUUCUCCACGCCCAGCACCCGCUCGUCUGCUGGGGCACCAGGGGCGGCGACCCGGGGUAUGGGCAAAGGCCCCCGCAGGAAACAGCUGUACAGCCUGUUGACAGCCGGUGGUACAGGUUUAGAGGCUUUCUUCACCAUGGAGGGAGUGUUGGUGGUGGCUGUCUGCACUAAGAAGGACUACAUGGUCGUGUCCCUGCCAGAACACCCUCUAACAGACUGCUGCUGGCACUCUGUGGGUAUAGUCCAUAUUCCCGGCCGCCGUCCCUUCGGUCAGAAUCUGGUCACCGUCUACAUCGAUGGAGAACAGCGCAAGACAGCCCAGCUCCGAUUCCCCUCGCUCAAUGAGCCUUUCACCUCCUGUUGUAUUGGCUCAGCAGGCCACCGUACCACCACCACCACCACCUCCCCCACCCUGCCUCCCCCCUCCUUCCACCCGGCAGAGAUGGCCUUCCCCGCCCGCCCCCCCAUCACCCGCUCCCAGUCCUUCCCAGCCUCCUUUGCGGCGGGCCGCUGGGGGUCUGGGCCCUUGCGUGACGCUCCCGUCCACACCAUCCCCGCCGGGCUGCAGGACACAGAGUGGGGCACGCCCACCUCACUGGAUGGGCUCCUGGGGACCGCCUUCAUCUGUCAUGAGGCCCUGCAGCCAGCGCACACCAAGGCCCUAUACACUGCUGGCCCCAACCAUGUGUCCCUGUUCAAGGCAGAUGGAGAGCUGUCGGACCUCAACAGUAAACUGCUUCUCUACUACACUCCUCAGGCCUUCAAGAGUCAGAUCUGUGUGGACCUGUCUCCUAACCACCAGUAUGAUGGCAGACUGACAGGCCACAGGGUGGUGAACUGGGACAUCAAGGAUGUGUUGAACACAGUGGGGGGAAUGGGGGUUCUACUGCCCCUCCUGGAACAGGUGUGUGAGGCAGAGCAGGUGGAGGGAGGAGGUCAGGAGACGUCAGACCUGCUGGGACCAGAACUAACCUGUAGCUCCUCCCGGGGGCCUGUCGGCAUGCUGCUGCCACUGGGCAAGUCCUCCGAUGGUCGGCUGGAGAGGAACAGUGUAGCAGCCUUCCUGCUGAUGGUGAAGAAUCUGAUUCGUCAUCACCCUGUCAACCAGGAGAGUCUACUGAACUGCCACGGACCCAGCAUUAUAGGAGCCAUGCUCACUAAGGUCCCAGGUAGUAUGAUGGAUAUGUCUGUUCUGAUGGCGUGUCAGUUCCUGUUGGAGCAGGUAUCCAGUGAGGAGAACAGUCCGUUGCUCCUGCAGCUCUACCAACACCUGCUAUUUGACUUCCGCAUCUGGAGCAGCAGCCACUUCGCUGUGUGUCUGGGCCAUGUCCAGUACCUCCUAUUGAUUACCGUGUCGUCGGUGAUCAAGGACGGGAAGCAGCGCAUGAGGAAGAAAUAUGGAGUGCAGUACAUCCUGGAUACCAUACGGACACACUACAGUGUGGAGAAAGAUGGCAGUCCUCUGUCUGAUGAAAAGCAGACUGUUCAGAUCUCUCUGUUCUCUCUGCUGAGAGACUUCCUCCUCAAGUGUCCUACUCCUGAAGAGCUCCACAGCAUCUUGGCCUACACACUGGCUAUAGGAGAGGAGCAGCAGGUGGUGAGUGCAUUAGAUGUGGUUUACAGUCUGUUGAGGAGCAGCCCUCCCAGAGAGCAGGUCCAGGCUGUACUGUUGGAGUGGGGAGUAGAACAGCUCUACUGUCUGCUGCUCAAACCCAGCUUUGGAGACGAGGUCAGGGAGAGAGUCUUCAGGGUUCUGUACAAGAUCCUGAAGAGUGAACGAGUGUCUGAGCGCGCCAAGCAACGUGUCAAGUUGAAGGAUUUUGGAUACCUGGGUCUUGUCUGUUUCCUAGGAGACGUCCCCGUAACCAUGACCACCGUGCGCUGUCUGUAUGAGCAGGUGCUCGCUACAGAUGCCACUCCUAACUUCAGAGACCUGCUGGCUGUGGUCCAUCUGUCCCACCGUGCUGAGCUCACUGUCCGUCUGGACGUCUGUCGCAAGCUCUUCUACCUGAUCUAUGACAAUGAGGACUAUGUUCGUCAGCUGGCCCGUCAGCCAGGCUGGCAGGAUGUGUUAACUAAGCUCUAUAUGAAGGAGUCCUAUGAGUCUCGUGGUCCCUCCCUGGCAGGCUCCAGCACCCACAGCUCCCUGGACCCCUCCUCCUCCCGCCCCCCUCUCAGGAGAGAUCACAGCAUGGUCAUAGAGGACUCUCAGGACGCUCACACAGACGUCUUCCUCCCUUACACCUCGCGGGACGAGGAAGAGGAGGAGGAGGGAGACGGCGAGGGCCUGGGAGGGAGGAAUAUCUCAGAGGGUUUCUCCGACCUCUCUCGGUCUUCCCCUAACAGCAGUGGAGGCACUUUGAAGGACUUUGCCGACUCUCUCCAAUUUAAGUCGUUUGACUCGGUAGAGCAGGGGAGCCGCUCGUCCUCCCUGUCCAACACCAUGGACAUCCCCUCCACCCGGCCCCAAGAGGAGGCUCUCUACCACCCUCUGUCCCCCUUCGGCACCUCGCCCUUUGAGCUGGAGCUGGGGGGUAUGAGGGGUGAGACGGGGACAUGGAACCAGAACCCUGUGGGGGGUAGUCAGGCAGGCACCCCCUCGCCCCUGGAGCACAGCCGGUCGUUCCCCUCUCUGAGACCCAGGAAGAGCUCCAGUCUGUCCAACGUGCUGGACGACUCCAACUAUGGAACUGACCCCCGGGCAGCUGACACCAUCUCCAACACCUCCAACCCACAGACGCCAGAGGAGGAGCUGUGUAACCUGCUGACUAACAUCGUGUUCUCUGUGCUGUGGUGCGGCAGCGUCGGAGGGGGGGAGGACGCCGUGUGGAGGGAGAGGGGACAGGUCUUCUCUGUCCUCACCAAGCUGGGCUCCUCCUGCCAACUGGUUCGCCCGCCUGACGAUAUCAAAUGCAGUCUGUUAGAGAUGAUGCUGGAGUCUUCUCUGUCAGACCUGAGGGACUCUCAGGGUGUCUCUCUACCAUACUUCCCCAGUCUGCUGCGUCUCCUCAGGCUGCUCCAGGACUUCCUCUUCUCAGAGGGAACAGACAACCAGGCUCUGUGGAGCGAGAAGAUCUUUGAGGGGGUGGUGAACCUCCUGGACAGACUACAGGCAUGGCACAGUACCCCUGGUACCCCCGGAGCUCUGGAGCUCAGAGAGAUGGCUCAGAUCGGCCUGCGCAUCAUCACCGGCUACGUCCAGCAACAGGACUCACAGGUCAGUCACCUAUGUUACGCUACGCCCACCUCCCUCGCCGACCCCAACGGAGGACACACGGAGACCUUUUCCCAGCUGGUGCCCAUCGUGCGUACCCUCCUGGACCAACACGCUGACCCCGUGACCCUGCACGGCCUGCUGCCCAGCCUGCCAGUCACCAACGGCAGCCCCACCUUCGCCCAGGACCUCCAGAGCUACAGCCACACAGUGGAGUGGCUGGACUUCUACCAACGCCACGUGCAGCCCACCAUGGAGCAGUAUGAACUGGAUCAGUUUGGGAAGAGUCAUGACCUCAUGUCUAACUUCUGGAACUCAUGCUUUGAUGACCUGAUGAGCAGCCAUACAGAGGACAAAGAGAGGACCUACAGCAAAGACAAGUUCCAGGAGGUGAUAGUGGACCCGUACCUGAGGCGGGUACGCAGUGAAAACAGCCGUUACCACAGUGGUCAGAAACAGAGCUCCGGCCAGCAGGGAGUUGUGUGGCGCCACUGGAAGUCCCUCCGCAGGCUGCUCACCAGCGAGAGAGAGGCCUGGGCACACAGAGUCCCACUAGAGGUGAAAUGGAAGUUGUCCAGUGCAGAGACGUAUUCCAAGAUGCGUCUGAAACUAGUGCCUAACUACCAGUACGACACUCACCAGGAAGCCAGCGCCUUCAGAGACAAUAUGGGAGCUGAUAGUCCUCGCAGCUCAGAACCCCUCCCAUUGGCUGUUGCCAAGGAGGCCAAAGUGAGUGACAUGGAGGAUGACCAGUUAGGAGAAGAGGACAUUGUCUUUCUGGACAAUAAGGGGGAGGACGACAGUCAGAAGGAGAAGCUGGUUCUGUCGGAGGACUGUGAGCUCAUCACCAUCGUGGCGGUGGUUCGUCGGCUGGAGGUCACCACACAUCACCUGUACUUCUACGACGCCAGCAGCGAGAAGGAGGAGACGGAAGAGGGAAUUGGUUUUGAUUUCAAGCGGCCCUUGUCUCAGCUGAGAGAGGUGCACCUGAGACGCUACAACCUGCGUCGCUCUGCUGUGGAGCUGUUCUUCAUCGACCAGUCACACUACUUCAUCAACUUCAAGAAGAAGGUGAGGAACAUGGUGUACUCUAGGAUCCUGGGGCUGCGCCCCAACCUCUUCUAUUUUGGCUCCCGCUCUCCUCAGGAGCUCCUCAAGGCUUCUGGCCUACACAGAUGGGUAUGCAGAGAGAUUUCCAACUUUGAAUAUCUGAUGCAACUGAACACCAUCUCUGGACGUACCUACAACGACCUGUCUCAGUACCCUGUGUUCCCAUGGGUGUUGAGUGACUACACCUCUCCAGAUCUGGACCUGGAGAACCCAGCCGUGUUCAGAGACCUGUCCAAACCCAUCGGAGUAGUCAACCCCCGCCACGCACAGAACGUCAGGGAGAAGUAUGAGAGCUUUGAGGACUCAACGGGCACGAUAGACAAGUUCCACUAUGGAACACACUACUCUAACGCUGCAGGAGUCAUGCACUACAUGAUCCGUAUGGAGCCCUUCACCACCCUCCACAUCCAGCUGCAGGACGGCAGGUUUGACUGUGCAGACCGUCAGUUCCACUCUGUAGCAGCAGCCUGGCAGGCUCGCAUGGAGAGUCCCGCGGACGUCAAAGAGCUCAUCCCUGAGUUCUUCUACUUUCCAGAGUUCGCGAAAAUCACGGAUUGACUGUCUCUGUGUGUGUUUACUGCAGGGUUUGACCUGGGCAGUCUGCAGAUGACCCAGAACAAUGUGACUGAUGUUCUGUUACCACAAUGGGCCUUGUCUAGAGAAGACUUCAUCAGGAAACACAGGAAAGCUCUGGAGUGUGAGCACGUUUCCUCUCACCUCCAUGAGUGGAUUGACCUGAUCUUUGGCUGCAAGCAGAGAGGGGAGGAGGCGGUGAAGGCCCUCAAUGUCUUCUACUACUGCACCUAUGAAGGUGCGGUGGAUCUGGACGCCAUAGCCAAUGAGACGGAGCGCAAGGCCCUGGAGGGCAUCAUCAGUAACUUUGGACAGACGCCCUGUCAACUACUCAAGGAGCCACACCCUCCUCGUAUGUCAUCAGAGAAUGCCUCUAGGAGGCAGGCCCGCAUGGACACUCUACCCCCCAACCUGUUUGAACAGCUCGACAAACUACGCCCUUUUAAGGAGGUGGUGUGUGAUGGGCAACCUCUGGUCCAGGCGGUGGUUCCCAGGAACCAGAACCGCUCCUUUAUCAUCCAGGGCUCUGACGUACUGGUGACAGUGAGUUCUAACGGUCUGAUUGGGACCCACAGCUGGCUGCCUUACGAUAAGAGCAUCGCCAACUACUUCACCUUCACCAAGGACCCCACCGUGGCCAAUCCCAAAACCCAGCGGUUCCUCAGCGGUCUCUUCGCCCCAGGGGUAGAUCUCAGUACCCAGGUGUUGGUGGUGUCCAACGAUGGUCGUCUGCUGUUCAGCGGAGGACACUGGGACUGCAGCCUCCGAGUCACCCAGCUGGGAAAGGGCAAACUGGUGGGCAGGAUCUGCCGACACAUCGAUGUGGUGACAUGUCUGGCUCUGGACCUCUGUGGUAUCUACCUCAUAUCUGGUUCCAGAGACACAUCCUGUAUCGUGUGGCAGGUUCUACAGCAGGGUGAGUUCUCCAGUGGUCUCUCUCCUCGUCCAGUGCAGGUCCUCUGUGGACACGACCAGGAGGUCACCUGUGUGGCCAUCAGCACCGAGCUGGACAUGGCUGUCUCUGGGUCAAAGGAUGGUACUCUGAUAAUCCACAGUGUACGUCGUGGCCAGUUUCUCCGUACCCUGCGUCCGCCCGGUGAGAGCUGCCUGCCUGCCCGGGUCACUGGGUUGCAGGUGGGCAUGGAGGGCCACAUCGUGGCACAGACUGCCCUGGAGGGACACACUGCUGGAAAGGAGAAGUACUCCCUCCAUGUUUACUCUGUGAACGGCUGUCUGCUGUCGUCUGUCAGCCUGGAGGAAGAGGUGACAGCUCUCUACCUGGUCCCUGAGUACAUCAUCCUGGGAACCCAGCAGGGAAACUUACACAUCAGAGACCUGUACAGUCUGGCGCUGGCGGUGGCUCUGCCGUUGAAGGUGGCUGUGAGGAGUGUGUCGGUGACCAGAGAGAGUAGCCACAUCCUGGUGGGCCUGCAGGAUGGAAAGCUCAUCGUGGUGGGGGCUGGGAAACCACAGGAGGUACGUUCGGGUCAGUUUUCCCGUCGGCUGUGGGGCUCAACGCGCCGAAUCUCUCAGGUUUCCUCAGGAGAGACAGAAUACAACCCCACUGAGACUUCUGGGAAGUGAGGGUCGCCAUGAAAACAUAUGAAGGCAAUAUUAUCGUAGCCGAGGCUUGGUUAUUGGUUGAUGGCCGACACCCAAAUGGCAUCCUAUUCCUAUAUAGUGCCUAUUGGGUUCUUGUCAAGUACAGCAGACCUUUUUCUACCCACCAGCAGUGGAUUUGCUGGGUCAGAAUGAAGGGAGUAGAGACCCUGGAUGUUGGCGUCAGAAAGCCCACCCAGAACUUUACUGGACUGAUUGACUGUUAAACGGCCUCUCCAACCUCUAUGGGUCCAAACCUCUAUGGGUCCAAACCUCUAUGGGUCCAAACCUCUAUGGGUCCAAACCUCUAUGGGUCCAAACCUCUGAGCUCUCCGAGAGAGACACGAUAAACCAAGGCUUUUUUUUCUACAAAAGGGAAAAUAAAAUAUUUUUUGAUUUAGGUGGUUUUAUACUCUAUUUUUAAAAAGGCAUCAUUCCAAAGAUUACUCGUGUUUUGUAGACAAGAGAGGAGACUCUGUUAUGUGGCUUCCGACCCCUUUUACUGGGUUGUUCCAAGGCCAGUUGUGUGGCAAUGGCACCUUGUCUAAAAUUCCUUGAAACUUGAGAACUAUAAAGUUGCAAGAGAUUUCCAUGGUGAAGUACCAGUGUCUACCACUAGAGGGUGGGAUUUCUCUCUCUACAUGUGUGCAGUCCUGCUGAAAAUAAAAUGCAAUAACCCGUUUGGAGUGGUCCAGACAGUAUGUGCGGUUUGUAUUGUCAGAUUGUCACAUGAUGGAUGGUGAUGUUCACAACAAAUGAAUCACUGUUGCCUUAAAUAGGAGAGAAGAGAUGUUUUAUGACAUGUACGGUAUAUAGCAUCUGUAUGUGCAGCUCACAUUACUGGUUUAGAUGAUUGGUUUGAUUGGUCUUGUGUGUUACUGAUGUGUUGCAUUAAUUGAUGACUCAUUUAGUUUGUCGGUGGUCUUCAUCUUCACUCCUUACACAGAUACUAUUUUCCAGCAGAGAAUACCUCCUUCCUUGUUAUUGUUUCAAACUUGUUGUAACUGAAAAGUGCCUGUCAUCUUUUCCUCCAGCACUGAUUGGCACGAGAAUAUCCCCUCCUUCUUUUCUCAGUCUCUCAUCUGCCUGCCGUCUUUCCCUCCCUCCUCCUGCUCUGUCCAUCACUUUUACUUCUGUAGCAGCCCGGUGUUUUACAGUCUUCGUAAGGACCUGCGUGUCCUCGGCAACCAAAUCUGCAUCACAUGUAACUAACCGUCAUAUUGUUGGUAAACUGCUAGACAGACAGCUGUUAAAGUGUCCUCGUCCAUCAGGGCUAUUUAACCUUUUAUACUGCUAUUAUCUUGUUAUUUUCUGAAGCACUGAGUUGAACCCUUUUGAACUAGAGAUGGCUUGUGUCCCAAAUGGCACCCUUUCCCCUAUUAUAGUGCACUACUUUUGCUCAGGGCUCCGGUCCAAAGCACUGCACUAUAUAGGGAAUAGGGUGCGAUUUGAGACGCAGUCGUGGUGUCUGUAGAACACAUGGGUGGAAAGAUAGACUUGGGCUCCCAACGAGCCAGUAGAGGAAUGUACUUCCUGUGAAAACCCCCCUUUUUUUGCGGUUGGGUUGGAGAGAGACUAUUGUUAUGCACUGUCAUGUUGGGAUGGGAGAGACGCAAAGGAAGCGUCCCAAAUAGCACCAUGUGUAGUGCACUACUUUUGACCAGGGCCCCAUAUAUGGUGGCAUUUGGGACUCAGUCACAAAGACAAAAGGGAACUGUUGAGGAAAUGCAAUGGCAACAAAAUCGCAUCUACCAGCUAACGUCUCUACUAACAGACUGUCAUCUGUGAUUGGAUGGAGAGUGAAUUUUUGAGAAAAAGAGAGAAUAUUGCUGUAAUCUUUUCCACCAUUCCGGCUCUCUCAGUAGCACUCGAGCCUGGGAACGAGGUUAAUAUUACUGUAACUUUGAUGGUUGUUUUACUGUGUCGCUAUGCUAUGUGUUUAAAAGGUCAAGGGUCACAAUAUAUGGUAAUGCAUUAUUACAUGUCUAUGUUAAUGAUCUGGCUGUGAUGUUGACAGAACUUCUGGGUUUUAUUGAAAAGGUGUGCCUGAAAUGCCUGCAGAAAUUA
Molecule: messenger RNA, 11059 nt
Organism: Salmo salar (Atlantic salmon)
Lineage: Eukaryota; Metazoa; Chordata; Actinopteri; Salmoniformes; Salmonidae
Source: RefSeq, a predicted model, not a curated record